CGGAGUUGGACGUGCAGUACCGUCCUGGAUCUCCUGUCUGAUUUGUAAUAAACCGGACCGCUCUGGCCAGUGCUGGGGGUGAAGAGUAAAUAAGGUCAAUAAAGCAGCUGAAUUAACUGGCAGAAGAAAUCUUUCCUUUGGCCAUCAUCUCAGGGACAACAGCUACAGUGAAAAGGAGUGGGAUUAAUAUCAGCUCCCCUUUUUCCUGAUCACACCUCUGCUGUCUUUAAGGCAGACGGGAAGAUAGUACUAAUGUCAGCAAAGACGAUGGAGACAACGACCGGUGUGUCCAAUGGAGCAGGGCCUGUAUAUGAGGAAAAAGAGGAUACCCUCAGUCCUGAGGAUCUGUCUGAGGUGCUUGCAGCAGGGACCAAGGAGGUUCACGAAAAGGCUGAAAACACCCAGUUUGUAAAAGAUUUCCUCAGGGGACGCAUACGUAAAGAGCUCUUCAAGCUUGGUGCUGUUGCACUCUACUAUACUUACACAGCCAUGGAGGAGGAGAUUGAAAGGAACAAAGACCACCCCCAUUUUGCCCCUUUAUAUUUUCCAGCAGAGCUGCACCGCCAUGAAGCCCUGGCCCGUGACCUCGAGUACUUUUACGGUCCUGACUGGCAGAGCCAGAUCAGCUGCUCCCAGGCCACUCAGCACUAUGUGGACCGUAUCCAUCAAGUAGGGCAGGAGGACCCAGUGCUGCUAGUGGCCCACGCCUACACCCGCUAUAUGGGGGACCUGUCCGGGGGCCAGGUACUGAAGAAGGUGGCGCAAAGAGCCAUGAAGCUGCCGCCCACAGGGGAGGGCCUAGAAUUCUAUCAGUUUGAUGGCAUCCAUAGUGCCAAAGCAUUCAAGCAGCUGUACCGUAGUCGCAUGAAUGAGCUGGAACUGGACAUGGAAACAAAGAGGAGGCUCGUAGAAGAAGCUGUCAAGGCUUUCCAGUUCAACAUGGAGGUGUUUGAGGAGUUGGAAGAGAUCGGUAAAACCAUCCAGGAGGAUGUUUUAGAUGCUGGCAUGCCCGUCCAUGGAGCGAUGGGUGGAGACAUCAGCAAGUGUCCGUACUAUGCUGCUAAAAUGGCGGCAUCGGGUGGAACAGCGUACGCCUGCCAACUCGCCAUGGCGGUACUCCGACACCCAACAGGACAGGUCCUGCUUGCUACUUGGUUUGCUGUUCUGGCUGGAUUGGCUGCGUGGUAUCUGAUGUGAUCCGGCCAUCACCCUGUCACUCUGCUGCUGUUAAGAGAGAGAGGAGAAACUCAGAGAGAAAGACAGUAAGGAGACUAGAAAAUUCCUCAAGCUGUGUAGACCAUUUUAUAGUUUCAAACAAACAUUCUGAAUGGGUCCAGGUUUAUUUAAUGUGACUUGUUUGUAGAGUAGUUGACAGGAAAUAAACUUGGAUCUAUUUCUUUUUAAUGGAAUUCCAAUGACAUGAUCUGGAGGACCAUUAGAAUAUCUUCUCCAUCCAUUCAUCCAUCCAUUAAGGAACAACUUGUUGCAAUCAAUCUUUUUAUUUCUCUACCUCCUGCACACUAUCCCUCCAUCUCGUGUCCUUCCAGUGUGUUUGGUUGUAUCUCAAGACCUUUUGAAGCGAUACUUUUUCUGACAGUGUUAAUAGCUAAAUUGUCGUGAAAUUACAUUUUCCCAAUUCGAAAUGAAACUGCUAGAUUGACAAAGCAUGCUGACUUUAGGAUGUCGCCAAUGAAUAAUUGGCUAUGUGGUGAUAAAUAAUGAUGAAUUGAUUGUAAAAAUGAAUUUAUGGCGAGUUUAGUAAAAACAUGUUAAAACACACUAUGCAUAUAUUAUGCAGUAUGUAUAAUUGCACAGUAUGUUUUUGCUGGGCAGUCUGCCGUGUUGGUUUUGAAUGAAGCCUCUGUGUUGUUUGCGUUGAGAUUUAAAUUUGACCAGAGAGAAGUUCCAAAGAUAAAGCUAAAACACGGUGCACUGCAAUUACUUUCUUUUUUAAAUCCACGAUCAUUAAUCAUGACUCAAACAUGGCCUCAAAUGUUUCCAAAAAGUUUGUGCAAGUGUACGGUGAGACAGGUGAUAGGAAUCAAAAGCUUUUUUUUUUUCUUCAAAUAUAGCACACCUACACUUAGACAAGUGUAUGAUUCUUAUACAUUUCAGAUACUUGUGAAUGAACUAGAUAUUUGAAUCUCUACAGAUGCAUGUUCAAAUUUACUACUUCUUUGUCUCGUAAUUAUGCAAUAUGGCAUCUUGUAUUUCAAGAAAAAAACUGCCUGUUGUUGCCUGUUAACUAUCCAAGAUGAUUGCCUCAUUGAUGAUUCAUUUUUACCUGCCACAUGAGCCUAUUUUAGGACAGAGGUGUUCUGGAAGUGAUUGCAGCAUUUUUAACAGGAAAUUACCCUUUUGUAAUGGUAAUGGUUUGUCUACAUGAGCGGGACAUUUGUCUGAGUGUUGUGGUUUGUUAUGAACCACUUCAGGUUAGGUAUUAUAUAUAGGCAGGGCCUUCAGCAGCUCAGCUCACGUUCAUGUAUCCAUUUGUUAUGGUUAUAUCAGUGAGCAUCAUCACUAAAAUGGUGUAAGCAUAAUUCAUUCAUACUGUAUGUUGGGAACAACUUUUCCAAUUGUGCACAACUGUUUUUUCAACAUAGAUAAGGAGGAUUAUAUUAUGCUGUGUGUACUAUAUGCAGUGUAAUUGCACUGUUUUGCUAUUGAAGUUUAAUAUUUAUCCUAACAGUAAUGACAUUUUUAUUAACUUUAUCUUUCCAAGCCAUUUUUUCCUUUGCUUGGAUUUUUCCUGUCUCAUAUCAUACCAAAGGAAACCCACUGAAAACAUUUCUACCAGGUUCCUUUGCUGUGUGUGUUUGCUCAACACAUUCACACAUAAAUGGAUGUACAGUGUUCACUUUUUAUCAAAUCUCAUUCAGAUUUGAUCAGAUGUGUGAUGACUAAGUGAUGAUGUGUUUUGCAUUUGAGAGUCUCAGGUUCAUGUCGCAGUCAGAUGGCAAUACAAUGCACUGCAUAUGGAGGACUAAUACAGGGACUGCCCUAAUAUACUCCUGUAGUUCAACGUCCAUGUUUUAUGUUGGGUUUUUUUUUUUUAUGCCAGUGUGAUGUGUCAAAAUGCCACAGUAUUUUUGGACAUAUUGAAGGGACGCUUACUGGAAUCUCAGGAGUAAAAGUAGUUUUGGCCAUUUGAUUAAACCUUGAAGUGAGUGGGAUGCUUGACUAAUUCAUGUUGAUUUUGAAUUAAAUUUCAUAAACUCUCCUCUUAAUUCCUUUGUGUAUCUUACUGGACAAAGUUUUACAGUGUUUGGCUUGAAGACCCUCAUUGUAUGAGAGUGAAACCACAGGAGUAUGUUGUGCUGCCUGUAAUGAAAUAAAAUCUGUUCCUGCUCAUGCUAAAA
This is a messenger RNA of Plectropomus leopardus (leopard coralgrouper), 3359 nucleotides long. It is a transcript of the gene hmox2b, whose product is annotated as heme oxygenase 2b. Gene Ontology annotation, biological process: heme oxidation; response to oxidative stress; heme catabolic process. The record is from RefSeq and is a predicted model, not a curated record. Gene Ontology annotation, molecular function: heme oxygenase (decyclizing) activity; heme binding. NCBI's taxonomy places the organism in Eukaryota, Metazoa, Chordata, Actinopteri, Perciformes, Serranidae.